This is a messenger RNA of Glycine soja, 1550 nucleotides long. RefSeq lists its product as uncharacterized. The record is from RefSeq and is a predicted model, not a curated record. Gene Ontology annotation, molecular function: transferase activity, transferring alkyl or aryl (other than methyl) groups. Bases 825 to 1274 code for a protein of 149 amino acids. The transcript has 2 exons. NCBI's taxonomy places the organism in Eukaryota, Viridiplantae, Streptophyta, Magnoliopsida, Fabales, Fabaceae.
UUUUUUAAUUAAAAGAUAUACAUCCCAAACAGCAUAUAUCUGAGCAUGUUCUUCGUGGUCACCCUUCUCCUCACCGCCGCCAUCAUCCACUACUCCGCCAAACGGAGGAUGGCCUUCGUAAAGAAAGAAAAAUGUGGAAAAAGUUAACUUUUAAAUGUAUUAAUCUAAUGGCUAUAAGGGAGACCGGCACCAUAGCAAUAGGGUUCUGACUUCCGGAUGUCACCGUGCGAAGCAUUCACGCUCCGACGAGUGGCGUUUUCCGGUGACCCAUAAAUACAAGGUUUAUCUUUAGACUCUUCAAGUCUCAUAGUUGAACAGUUCAAUCCAGAAAAGUACUGAAAAUAUUUUAGGCCAUUUUCUUGGAGGUUUAUAUUGUUAUCUAAGAAGAUGCAUGUUUGCCAUUUUAUCUAUGGGUCCUGUGCCAAGUCAUAUUGCUUUCAUCAUGGAUGGGAAUCGAAGGUAUGCAAAGAAGAGAAACAUGGAAGAAGGUGAUGGCCAUAAGGCUGGAUUUACUGCUCUCAUGUCCAUACUUAGAUACUGUUAUGAAUUGGGAGUGAAGUAUGUAACUGUCUAGGCAUUCAGCAUUGCUAACUUCAAAAGGAGGCCUAAAGAGGUUCAGUCCUUGAUGGAAUUGAUGCGAGAAAAGAUUGAGGAGUUGCUUAAACAAGAAAGCCUUAUUAAUGAAUAUGGUGUUAGAUUACAUUUCAUUGGAGACAUGCAACUAUUGACUGAGCCUGUCCGGGUUGCUUUGGAAAAAGCAAUGAGAGUUACUGCCCACAACAACCAGAGAGUUCUUUUGAUUUGUGUAGCCUAUACUUCUCGUCAUGAGAUUGUGCAUGCUGUUCAAGAAUUCUGUAAGGAAAAAACGGAAUGAAGUUCAAGUGUCAAAAGAAGCAAAGCUUACAAAUGAUGCAUUUGCAAGAAUUGAUCUGGGCCUGAAAGGAAACGGUUUUGAUUUGCUUUUCCAAGAUUCAUGUAAAGACUAUCUAAAUGCAACCAAAGCUUGUAGUAGUGUACCUAACAGAGUGGAAGGUGCCGGAGAGAAAGAUGGCAUGUUGGAGCAUACUGUUGAAAAACAUAGCGGUAACAAUAGUGAAGCUGAAAUCACAUCAUGCAAUGAGAUGGUUGAAAUGACUGAAGAGGGUGAGGUUCCUUUUGUAAAACUGGUUGAUAUUGAGAAGAACAUGUACAUGGCAGUGGCACCUGACCCAGACAUCUUGAUCCGAACUUCUGGAGAGGCUCAGACUCAGCAAUUUUCUUCUAUGGCAGACUAGUACCUGUCCUUUGUUUGCACCAUCUGCACUUUGGCCUGAAAUAGGUCUAUGACACUUGGUCUGGGCAGUAUUGAACUUUGAGAGACAUCAUUUUUAUUUGGAAAGAAAAAGAAACAGUUUUAAAUGUAUCCUUAUUUGACCAAAAUUCAGAGUGUAGUUCCCAGUUUCCUUUACCUUUUUUGAAAGAAUAGUUUUUGCUUUUAUUGUUUUUUAUUUGUUGAAAAUGUAAGAGUUUAAGUAGCAGAAAGGGAUAAGAAAAAGAAAAUUUUCGAGUGA